CAAUCUCAUCUCGCUCCUGAUGGCAUCAGCAGGGACCGCAAUCACUCUUGGGCCGACAAAGGGCGCCUUCGAGUCCUUGGAUUCGCAGGAGCACCUUCACCUUGCCUUGGCCCAGGUGUACGCCUCUGACUUUGACGACGAGGCCGCCGGAUCCGAGGCGACGGGCUUCGACAAGCUCAAGGCGUAUGCUACCAAGGCCGCAAAGGACGGAGCUGACGUCGUAGCAUUUCCCGAGUACUUUCUGACGGGCGCAAAGAUUGACACUUGGAAUGCAGUCAAGAGCAAGGGCGGACCAGCUCCAGCGGCACUCGAGGGCUAUCGCGCUAGUGGCAGUCGCAGCAACUCCAUCUCAGUGGCAGAGAGCGAAGGUCAAGAGGAGAAGCAUUGGAUUGAAGAGGUCUGUGAGCUAGCCAAGGAGCUCGAUAUCAACAUCAUCGCAGGAACCGUAGUCGAGCUGGGCCACCAUGUGCCCACACGACAAGAAGUAGGUGGGGAUGAAGAGGGCAACCUCCACAAUACGGCCUACUUCAUUGGUAGGGAGGGAGAGAUCAGAGGUAGAUACACAAAGAGGUGCCUCUGGCAUCCCGAGCGAGACCCUCUCACCCCGGGCCACUCCAACACGCAUCCAUCUCCACUUCUCUUCACUUUCACUACCAGACGCGGCAAGACUCUCAAGGCUGGCAUGCAAAUAUGCUGGGACUUGGCCUUCCCCGAGUCCUUCCGUAGUCUCUUGCAGGUCGAUUCAGAGACCGGAGAGACAGACGGCCCAGACAUCGUCUUUGUGCCUACCUGUUGGUUCGCUACCGAUGCAGGCGAGCCAGGACUGAGGUGGAACCCAUCUCCCGCGGGAGAAGCUGCCAUCCUUGACGCACUGACGAUGACGAGAGCGCUGGAGUGCGAGAGCAUCCUGUGCAUGAUUAACAUUGCCGGCCGUACCUGGUCUGCAGAAGAUGAUCGCAAGUCGGCAAAGGAGCUGGCGGAAGGAGCGCCAAUCGGUGUGGGAAGAACGACCAUUGUGAGCCCCUUUGUCGGCUCUGUCGGCAGGCUGGACGGGGCCGAGGAGGGAAUGCUGUACGCGAGUAUGAAUCUGAAGAUGUGAGUAGAGAAGCAAGCGAGCGAGCGCGUUCCUGAGGCUCAGCGUGUUCGAAAGCAAGGGCUCAUUCUCACUGCUCAGACCAUCCUUGCUCUUGUACCUUACUCUGUCACAGACUCAAAGACAUCCGCGACGUCUACAAGAUUCGGGUAGAUCUCCUCGCCAAUGCCCGCGGCUAAGACAAGGUCGAGGCCGCGUCGUUCGUCUGUAUCUCGCCC
Molecule: messenger RNA, 1311 nt
Organism: Microstroma glucosiphilum
Lineage: Eukaryota; Fungi; Basidiomycota; Exobasidiomycetes; Microstromatales; Microstromataceae
Product: carbon-nitrogen hydrolase
Exons: 2
Coding region: 20-1099 (359 amino acids)
Molecular function (GO): hydrolase activity, acting on carbon-nitrogen (but not peptide) bonds, in linear amides
Source: RefSeq, a predicted model, not a curated record